Messenger RNA from Microdochium trichocladiopsis, 1098 nucleotides. RefSeq names its product NADP-dependent oxidoreductase domain-containing protein. The record is from RefSeq and is a predicted model, not a curated record. The coding region runs from base 1 to 1098 and encodes 365 amino acids. The transcript has 4 exons. Lineage: Eukaryota; Fungi; Ascomycota; Sordariomycetes; Xylariales; Microdochiaceae.
AUGGCAGGCUCUACGACAGGAUACCUGAGCGGCCUGUUCUCGGCGGCCCCCAAGACGAGCAUCUCGUACAACCGCCUCGGCAAGUCUGGGCUCAAGAUUUCCAAGGUCGUUUUAGGGGCCAUGUCAUUUGGCCACAAGGAUUGGCGAGACUGGGUCCUUGAGGAGGCCGAGGCUCUGCCACUGCUCGAGCACGCUUGGAAAUGCGGCAUCAACACAUGGGACACAGCCGACCUCUACUCGAACGGUGUUUCCGAAGAAAUCAUCGCCAAGGCCAUCUCGACAUACAAGAUCCCCCGUGAGAGCGUGGUCCUCAUGACCAAGUGCCGCUGGGCCACCAGCGGACCCGGGGAGCCCCAGAUGUCGGUCUUUGACGCGACCAGCAAUGACGGCCGGCUGGUGAACCGCCUCGGCCUGUCGCGGAAGCACAUCUUCGACGCGGUGCAGGCGAGCGUGAAGCGGCUGGGCACGUACAUUGACGUGCUGCAGAUCCAGCGCAUGGACCCGGAGGUGCCGCGCGAGGAGAUCAUGAAGGCGCUGAACGAUGUCGUCGAGGCCGGGUGGGUGCGGUACAUUGGUGCCAGCUCGAUGCCCGCCUGGGAGUUCCAGGCUCUGCAGAACAUCGCCAAGGAGCACGGCUGGCACCAGUUCGUCUCGAUGCAGAACUACUACAACCUCCUGUACCGCGAGGAGGAGCGCGAGAUGAUGCCCUACUGCCGCGAUGCCGGGGUUGGAUGCAUUCCUUGGUCCCCCCUCGCCCGUGGCGUCCUGAGCCGCCCCUGGAACGCCCUGCGCGAGGGCCACGAGUCGAUCCGUGCCGCCUCGGAUGUCACGAUCCGGCACCUGGUCAACUCGUCCGACGAAGGCAACCCGGACAAGAACGUGGUCGACACGCUCGAGCAGGUGGCCAAGGCUCGCGGCCUGCCCAUGGCCGUCAUCGCCACCGCCUGGUGCAUCGCCAAGGGCGUCAAUCCGAUUGUCGGGCUCAACAGCAUCGCGCGCAUCGACGAGGCCGUGCUUGCUGCCAACACGGUGCUCACCGAUGAAGAGAUUGCCCUACUGGACUCGGGAUACCGGCCCAAGGCUGUUACUGGGUACUAA